AUGUAUAAAUGUAAUUUCUGUGAGAGAGACAAUCUUGCUGAGACUGAGGCGAAUAAUUUAUUACCAAUAGAUGAUCAAAAUCUGUUACCAUCGCAAAUUUCAAGUUUUGGAAAUGAUGAAAGGAUCGAAAUCGAUGAUGAUGAUGAAAGGAUCGAUGAUGUUGAUGGUGAUGAUGGUAAAAGGAUUAAAGACGAUGAUGAUGAAAGAAUCGAAGAUGUUGAUGGUGAUGAUGAUGAAAGGAUCGAAGAUGUUGAUGGUGAUGAUGGUGAAAGGAUCAAAGACGACGAUGAUGAAAGGAUCGAAGAUGUUAAUGGUGAUGAUGGUGAAAGGAUCGAAGGCGAUGAUGAUGAAAGGAUCGAAGAUGGUAAUGGCAAUAAUGGUGAAAUGAUCGAUGAGGAUGAAAGUAUCGAUGAUGAUGAUAAUGAAUUAUCAAAUAAUAGUGAUAAAAGUGAAAAUUCUUCUGGUAAUAUUGACGAUUUUUACAAUGGAAGUUAUAUUGCUGCACUUGAUGAUUUAAAUGGCAAUAAUAAACAAGAAACUGUUACAUGGCCAAGUCAGACAUAUAAAGAAUUUAUGAUAGCAAUAACACAGUAUCGUAUUUCAGAUGCAGCAGGUGAUGCAAUGUUACAAAUAAUAAAAAAGAAUUGUACUGAACCACUACCUGCUUCUACACGAAAGGGACGAUUGUAUAUGGAUACAAUGAAUAUUAAAGGUCUUCAUCUAAAAACAUAA
This is a messenger RNA of Rhizophagus irregularis DAOM 181602=DAOM 197198, 732 nucleotides long. NCBI's taxonomy places the organism in Eukaryota, Fungi, Glomeromycota, Glomeromycetes, Glomerales, Glomeraceae. The record is from RefSeq and is a predicted model, not a curated record.